Molecule: messenger RNA, 886 nt
Organism: Vicia villosa (hairy vetch)
Lineage: Eukaryota; Viridiplantae; Streptophyta; Magnoliopsida; Fabales; Fabaceae
Product: protein phosphatase 1 regulatory subunit INH3-like
Exons: 2
Coding region: 271-642 (123 amino acids)
Cellular component (GO): nucleus
Molecular function (GO): protein phosphatase 1 binding; protein serine/threonine phosphatase inhibitor activity
Source: RefSeq, a predicted model, not a curated record
CAUCCCUUUAUUUUGUUCCUCUUCGUAAAAAAAUUGUGUUUCUCAAAGCAGAGUGCAUUUAUUCUCGUUCUCUCUCACCGUUGAUCAUCAACCUAAAAUCGCCACCGUUUCAAUCUUCGCAUCGUUUGUCUCCUCUCCCGCGCAAGGCCACACCUGAAUCUCCUCCGUCUCUACAAUCGAAGGUGAGUAAAAGAGACACAGAGCAAUCUUGGAAAUUACUCAGUCAAGAUUUCAUAAACUCACAUAUCUUGUAGUUCUGUUUUGCCAAUCAUGGACAGACACAGAGGCACCGCCAGACAAGUAGUGCUGUCUUCCCCUUCUGUUACUGGCACCACCACCAUAACAAUUGAAAGCUCAGUUCCAUCAUCCUCUUCUCAGCAAGAACAGCAGCAACCUGAAGUCCUUUUUCUCCCCCUCAAUCGCAAGAAGAAGAAGGUCUCGUGGAAAGACGGAACUGUGGACAAUGAGUUCAUGCAGAAAAAGAGUUCCAAGAAGUGUUGUAUCUUUCAUAAAGAGAAGCCCUUUGAUGAAGAUGAUAGUGAUGAAGAUGAUGUGCCCCACGGCUCUGAUAAACAUCCCCAUGAUCACGGUGACAGUGAAUUUUGUUGCAAGAAUCAUGAUGAAGCUGGCCCAAGCAGUUAGGUUCUGAUUGAUCAAAGCGGUGAUUACUGAACCACAAAAGCCUUAUAUUUUAUUGUGUAAAUGUUUCUAGAAUUCAUUCAACUUAAGUUGAUUAGUAAAAGGAAUUGUUUAGUUCUUGUUGCAAGUAUAAAAUCAUGAAAUUAGAACUAGAGGAGUGUUUUGUUUAAACUUAGUGUUGAUCUCAAGAAUUCUAUCGAUAUUACUAGUGCUUUCCAGAAUAAAACUAGUGCAUUCCAGGAUAAAA